GUCGCCGUGCAUGGCGCUAUACGGAACUGCAGCGCUUCGGUCCGCCGCGCAUCAGAGCUCCAUUCAAACCUGCAGCCAAAGGGGAAGCACACUCUGCAUGCAGCCGGCGGGGAAAGACAACCAUUAAAAGAGAAAGCUGCAUUGUGGGAACAUAAGGAAGGGAGGAGUGGAGAGAAGCAGACACACCCUGCUUUUCUUGGUCACGCCACUCGGUCCGCCGUUCAUCCACUGUUUAGAAGCUGCCGGAACCGGGCUGGGGGCGGGCAGGAGCACGUCACUCCGCAGCUGGUAACCCGGGAGUGUUGAAGCCUCUGUAGCUUAAUGUGGAAAAUUCUGCGACAGCUGCGAUGUUCAGCAGGAAAAAGCUUCGAGAUGGAGAGCGAGAAAAAGAGACGGAGCGAGGGAACAAAACGAGUGUGCCAUCGCCAGCGCCACUUCGUGGUGGCGUGAGACCAGCGUCAGGGAGAGAGGAGACGCAGACACCUCCUCCUGAAGCUCAAUGUCCAUCAGAGAUCAGACUGGUGCUGCUGGGGAGGAAGGGGGCGGGGAAAAGUUCUGCGGGAAAUACCAUCCUGGGUAUCAAGGAGGGGGGGUUCACCUGCGGCAGCCCAACGGAGGUGUGCAUGGAGAGGUGGGCCGAUGUGGCUGGAAGACGCGUAGUCAUCGUUGACACCCCCGGGUGGGAGUGGUAUUACCCUCUCAACGGCACGCCCGAUUGGGUGAAAUGGGAGACGGUGCGGAGCGUGACCCUUUCCCAGCCUGGACCCCACGCCCUGCUGUUGGUGGUUCGAGCCUGCGCUUCGAUGGAUGGGAUGUACCUGAAGGCGAUCCAGGAGCACAUGGAGCUCCUCGGGGAGGGGGUCUGGAAGCACACCCUGGUGCUCUUCACCCAGGACGACAAUCCGGAUGACUCCACCAUAGAAGGCAGGAUCCGUAAGGGCGGGGCGGACUUCCAGCUCCUGGUGGAGAAAUGCGGGAACAGGUGGCACGUCCUCAACAGCAAGGCCAGGGGACGCGACACCACCCAGGUGGUGGAGCUGCUGCGGAAGGUGGAGCAAAUGGUGGCUGCAAAUGGCGGCGCUCCUCUGGAGAUGGAGCAGGUCCAUCAGCGCCUGGAGCAGGAGGACAGGGGGUGGCGCCCUCGAGAGGAGAGGCGGAACCAGAGGCUACUAGAAGUGAGGAAGCUAGGAGAAUCCUUGCAAGAGAUAUUUGCUGGCGAUGGGUCCCUUGUUACCUGGAGAGAGGAGGUAGAGGCACGUUGGCCCCCAGGGCGUGGCCGCCGCCUCCCGGACUUGCGGGUGGUGCUGCUGGGCGAGCGGGAGACCGGAAAGACCUUGGCGGGAAGCGCCAUCUUGGGCGGAGUUUCAUUCCAGGCCGGGAGGGUUACAGAGGAGUGCCUCAGCGCACAGGCUGAGGUGGCGGGACGUUGGGUCACCGUAGUGGACACGCCCGGCUGGGAGUGCAAUAGGACCCCCGAGAGGGUCCGGCACGAGAUCCGGAGGAGCGUGACUCUGUGCCCGCCCGGACCCCACGCCCUCCUACUGGUCGUAGGCGUGGACUCCGACAUCACCGAGCAGGCAGCGACGGAGCACCUGGGGCUUCUGGGUGAGGAGGCCUGGAGGUACGCCCUGGUCCUGUUUACGGGCAAGGACAAACUGAGGCGGGGCGUCACCAUCGAGCAGCACGUCCAGAGUUCGGGGAAAGCCAGCCAGCUCGUGAAGAGGUGCGAGGGCAGGUACCAUGUCAUCAACGGCAUGGAGCCAGGUAACACCGCGCAGGUGACCAGGCUUCUGGAAAAGGUGGAAGAUCUGGUGGCGGGAAAUGGCGGUCAGCCAUUUACGCCUCUGACGCAGGAGAUAAGAGAACUGGUGAGAAAGAAGGACGAGAGAUGUAAGGAUGUGACGGAAAUGAAAAGGAAAAGCCGGUGGAGUUUUGAGAGGAAACCCAAGGAAAGGGACAAAAUGGAGGGAAAGCCAGAGAUGGGGAGAGAGGAAGAGGAGGAGAGAAGGCAGACAGAGAUGAGGAAGCUUCUAGACAAAGGAUUAAAGAUGGAGAUACAGGAAGCGAAAGAGAAAAACGACAGAAUCGUGGCAAUUCUUGACCAGGAGUACAAGCUAAGAGAGGGGUAUAUCAAGGUUGAAAAUGAGCUAAAAAUAGAAGAGAAAGAGAUGGAGAUCAAAGCCCUGAAAGAGAAAAAUGAAGAGAUAAUUCAGAAUACAAAUACAGAAAUAGUGAAUAAAAAUACAGAAAUAGUGGAGCUGAAUAAACUGAACCAAGAGAAAACAAAAGAGUUGCAGAAAAGAGAAGCAGAAAUCAAAGAAAAGAUUCAGAAGCACGACCUUGAAACAGAAGAACUGAAACACAGGAAUGCAACGAAAGAGAGAGAAUUCUGCAACUUGCAGCAAACGUAUAAGGAAAAAGAGAGGGAAGUGGAGGAAUUACAACACAGACUUCAGGAGAGAGAGCAACACACUGAGGUUCUGAAGCAGGACUUUGAAAAGAAGCAGCAACAGAGAGAAGAGGUGUGGAGAGUGGAAAAUGAGAAGAUGAAGAAUCAGGUGAAGGAGACAACAGAGAUGUAUGAGAAGAAAAGAAAAGGGAGAGACCAAGAGAUUGGAGAGCUGAGGAAAAAUUAUGAGGAGAAAAUGAGAGAAAUUAACACAAAAAAUGAGGGAAAACUAAGAGAGCAAGAAAAAGAGAUCCGAAAUAUAGAAGGGGUGCUCAGGGAAAAAGACAAGAAGAUGGAAGACAUAAAACAGCAUUAUGAAGAGGAAUUGAGGAAGACACAGUUGGAGAUAAAACUGAAGAAUGAGGAGAAAGAGAGUGAGGAAGAGAGAAGCAGACAGAUUUUGACAGAAAGAGAAGCUCAGCUUGAGCUGAAUGAUCAAAGAAUUUCAGAGCUGAUGGAUCAAGCACAGGAAAAUGAAAAAAGAGCAAAAGUGACAGAAAAGAGACUGAAGGAUGAACUGAGGAAGAAAGCAGAGGAGCUGGAACAGAAAAUGAAGGAGAAGGAGAAGGAGGUAGAGGAAAUGAAGCGAAGGUAUGAACACAGUGAAAGCCAAAGAGCAAAGCUAGAGGUCAUGAUUGAGCAGUUAAAGACUGAGUCAGCAGAACUGGUGGAAAGAAUUCACAUAACUGUGAAAGAGAGGGAUGAGAUUAAAGAGCAGCAUGGAAAGAAAGAGCUACAGACGGAGGAAGAUGUGAUGGGAGUGGUCAGAGAAAAAGACAAGGAGUUAAAAGACAUGAAGAUGGAAAUGAAUGAAUUACAGAGGAAAUAUGAUGAGAAAGAGAGAGAAAUUGACCAAAUGAGACACAUUGUUGAAGAAAAGGAGGAGAAAAUGUCAGCUUCUCUGCAGAAAUAUGAGGAAGACCAAAAACAGAGAGAAGAGGAAUGGAAAGAGAAAUAUGAAAAGAUGCAGGAGGAGAUGGAGGAGGUAAAACAGAUGGAUGAAGAGAAAAGGAAAGUAAGAGAGACAGAGAUAGACUCAGUCCUGGAGGAGAAAGAAACAAUGAUUAAUGAACUAAAACAAAAGAAUGAAGAGAGCGAGAGAAACUUGGUUUGCCUUGAAGAAAGUUAUGAGAACUUUCGUCUGGAGAGAGAUGGAAAGAUUGAGGAGAUGAAAAAGAGGUAUGAGGACUACAGGAAAGAAAAAGAGGAGCAGAGAAAGAGGGCUGAGAAGACAGAAAUGGAGAUGGAGCGUAGAAAUGACAUGCAGGAGAGAUAUAUCGAAGAAAUGAAAGAAAGAAAUGAGAAGAAAGACAAAGAGAUGGAAAUCAUAAAGCAGCAUUAUGAAGAGGAACUGAGUAAGAUACAGUUGGAGAUGAAACUGAAGGAUGAGGAGAAAGAGAGGGAGGCAGAGAGAAGCAGACAGAUUUUGACAGAAAGAGAAGCUCAGCUUGAGCUGAAUGAUCAAAGGAUUUCAGAGCUGAUGGAUCAAGCACAGGAAAAUGAAAAAAGAGCAAAAGUGACAGAAAAGAGACUGAAGGAUGAACUGAGGAAGAAAGCGGAGGAGCUGGAGGAGAAAAUGAAGGAGAAGGAGAAGGAGGUAGAGGAAAUGAGAGAGAAGUAUGAACACAGUGAAAGCCAAAGGGCAAAGCUAGAGGUCAUGAUUGAGCAGCUAAAGACUGAGUCAGCAGAACUGGUGGAAAGAAUUCACAUAACUCUGAAAGAGAGGGAUGAGAUUAAAAAGCAGCAUGGAAAGAAAGAGCUACAGACGGACGAAGAUGUGAUGGGAGUGGUCAGAGAAAAAGACAAGGAGUUAAAAGACAUGAAGAUGGAAAUGAAUGAAUUACAGAGGAAAUAUGAUGAGAAAGAGAGAGAAAUUGACAAAAUUAGACACAUUGUUGAAGAAAAGGAGGAGAAAAUGUCAGCUUCUCUGCAGAAAUAUGAGGAGGAACAAAAACAGAGAGAAGAGGAAUGGAAAGAGAAAUAUGAAAAGAUGCAGGAGGAGAUGGAGGAGGUAAAACAGAUGGAUGAAGAGAAAAGGAAAGUAAGAGAGACAGAGAUAGACUCAGUCCUGGAGGAGAAAGAAACAAUGAUUAAUGAACUAAAACAAAAGAAUGAAGAGAGCGAGAGAAAAUUGGUUUGCCUUGAAGAAAGUUAUGAGAACAUUCGUCUGGAGAGAGAUGGAAAGAUUGAGGAGAUGAAAAAGAGGUGUGAGGACUACAGAAAAGAAAAAGAGGAGCAGAGAAAAAGGGCUGAAAAGACAGAAAUGGAGAUGGAGAAUAGAAAUGACACGCAGAAGAGAUAUAUCGAAGAAAUGAAAGAAAGAAAUGAGAAGAAAGACAAAGAGAUGGAAAUCAUAAAGCAGCAUUAUGAAGAGGAACUGAGUAAGAUACAGUUGGAGAUGAAACUGAAGGAUGAGGAGAAUGAGAGGGAGGCAGAGAGAAGCAGACAGAUUCUGACAGAAAAAGAAGCUCAACUUGAGCUGAAUGAUCAAAGAAUUUCAGAGCUGAUGGAUCAAGCACAGGAAAAUGAAAAAAGAGCAAAAGUGACAGAAAAGAGACUGAAGGAUGAACUGAGGAAGAAAGCAGAGGAGCUGGAACAGAAAAUGAAGGAGAAGGAGAAGGAGGUAGAGGAAAUGAGAGAGAGGUAUGAGCACAGUGAAAGCCAAAGGGCAAAACUAGAGGUCAUGAUUGAGCAGCUAAAGACUGAGUCAGCAGAACUGGUGGAAAGAAUUCACAUAACUGUGAAAGAGAGGGAUGAGAUUAAAGAGCAGCAUGGAAAGAAAGAGCUACAGACGGACGAAGAUGUGAUGGGAGUGGUCAGAGAAAAAGACAAGGAGUUAAAAGACAUGAAGAUGGAAAUGAAUGAAUUACAGAAGAAAAAUGAUGAGAAAGAGAGGGAAAUCGACAAACUGAGACAUAUUAUCGAGGAAAGGAAGAAGGAAAUCACGGUUUCUCUGCAGAAAUAUGAGGAAGACCAAAAACAGAGGGAAGAGGAAUGGAAAGAGAAAUAUGAAAAGAUGCAGGAGGAGAUGGAGGAGGUAAAACAGCUGGAUGAGCAAAAAAGGAGGGUGAUAGAGGAGAUAGACUCAGUCCUGGAGGGGAAAGAAAAAUUGAUCAAUGAACUAAAACAAAAGAAUGAAGAGAGUGAGAGAAAUUUGGUUUGCCUUAGAGAGGAGUAUGAAAAGAAAGAGAGGGAGAUUAAGGAGAUGGUAAAAACCCAUGAAAUGGAGCUAAACCAGAAAGAGUCUGAAUUUUACCACAAGCUCAAAGUGACUGAGGAUCAGCUCAAAGAGCUACAACUGAGGUACAUGGGGAAAGAACUGAAAAUGGCAGACAUCAGGGAAAGAGAAGAAGACAAUAAGGAGGACAUCACUCUGCAUUAUGUGAAAGAGGACGAAAUCUCACAAAUUCAGACGGAGAUGGAUAAAGUAGUCCGGCAUAAGAACAAACACAGCAUAACAACCAUACAUGAAGAAGAAGAGAACAAAGUUAAAGCCAGUCAAGGCAACACUACAGCAUUACAUAUAAAAGCAGGUGAGACAGAGGAGGGGGUAGCAGGGGUUGUAAAAGAGAAGCAGGAGAUAAGAGAAGAUGAUUCUGAUCCCAGUGAGAGGGAAGGACAGGGUGAAGUCAUCAAACAGAAGAACGAAGAGCAGGAGAAAGAGGUGGACAAGCCCAAAUGGAAGAAAGAGAGACACAGAGCAAAGGAAGGGUCAAAUGAGAAGAAUCUCAACCAUUGCGGAGACAAUGAGAGAGUCAAUGACCUCUUGCCGACCGAGGAGAUGAGAGAGAGGAGGAUUUCCAAAAGAGAGAGAAAGGACGCUCAGAAGGAGAGGAGGACACAGAAUGCUGUGACUGGGCAGAGAGCAGGUUGUAAGGAAAGAAGCUUCCAGAAACAGGCGAAGGAGAUAAGAGGGAGUGGGAAACUGAGAAAGGAGACAGAGCUUAAUGUGCCUAAACCAUUUCAAAGCGUGAGCCCUAAUAAACCAGCUGGCGUGAUUGCUGAAGGUAGCCCUGAACAGCCUCCCACUACAGUUUCCCCAACAUUCCCACUGUCUCCAGGGUCUCCCAGUCAGGCCUAUACAGCAUUCCCAUCAUUCCCAGAGUAUCCCGGGCUGUCUGAGCUGAGGCUGGUUCUGCUGGGAGAGAGCUGGGCCUCUAACAGCUCGGCCGGAAACAGCAUCCUGGGAGAAAUGGAGGCCGUGGCAGAGGAGGGCGCGGUGAGGCGGGGCCAGGCGGCGGGGAGGCGGGUCUCUCUCGUGGAAGUGACAGGGUCGAGGUGGCACCUCGGGGGCGAGGCCGUGGGCGACGCCCUGCGCGAAGCGGCCCAGUGCUCGCCGGGCCCCCACGCCUUCCUCCUGGUCAUCCCGGCGUACCUCUCCUUCACGGCCAGCUACGGCCGGGCGGUGAGGCGUCACAUGGCCGCGCUCGGCGAGCGGGCGUGGCGGCACACGCUGGUGCUGUUCACCUGGGCGGAGGCUCUGGGGGAGAGCGUCGAGCAGCACGUUCUGAGGAGCGAGGGCCUCCGCAGGCUGGUGCACAGGUGCGGGAACAGGUACCACACCCUGCACAGCUGGAGGAACGCCGGUCAGGUCUCCCUGCUGCUGGAGAAGGUGGAGGAGAUGGUGGCGGAAAACCGGGGCGGGUUCUACUGCUGGGGGGCGUCAGAGGAAGAGGAGAAUAAGGAUGAGGAGGAGGCGGAGCUAGAGGAGGAGGAGGAGGAGGCAGAAGGAAGAGUUGAGCUAGAGAAGCUCACAGAAGCAGACAGGACAGCUGGAGAAAGGAAGGAAUGGAGUGAGACAAAAUGGCAAGAAAAGAAAAGCAAUGGUGAGGAGGAAACAAGAGAGACAAAUGAGUAUAGGAUUGUGGAGAGACUCGAUGAAUUUUCUGAUUCAAGCAUUGAAAGAGUACAGGAAAUGGAGCUAGAGGAAAAAAUGAGGGACCAAGAGGAGGACCAGGUGUUGUUCUGCAAUCCACCCACAGAGCCGCAGACACCAGUGCAGAACCAUAGACCACCCUGCUCUUUACUUUGAUCUGCAAUAGACACAUGCAAUAAGUUAAAGGGAGCUCAGCUCAAGUUAAUUUGAGUUUCAGAAUUAUUCAUCGAUAGAAUGAAAAUCUGUUUCUGGUGUUAUUGGUUCAUUGGUUCCUUUUGAUACAGUUCUCCAUGAUACUAUGCUCAGCACAUUUUAAAGCUCUUUAACGUGUUCCAUGAACUACUAGUUAGUUUUUUCAAUUCCAUUUUUUUCCUGUGUGCCUUUCUUAUUGUUGCCAAAGAAUAGUUUGUUAUAACCAAUGAUUAUUUAUUGUAAAUAUGAAAUAUUUUAAUUUUGUAAAUAUGAAAAAAAUAAUUUUGUGAAGGCUUUAUUGAGAGAUUUUAUUCACAGAUAUAUUGUUGCCCUUUGAAUGUGAUCGUUGUGAAAUAAAAAGCUAAUAAUUACCAUCUCA
Messenger RNA from Anguilla anguilla (European eel), 7896 nucleotides. Its product is annotated as trichohyalin. NCBI's taxonomy places the organism in Eukaryota, Metazoa, Chordata, Actinopteri, Anguilliformes, Anguillidae. The record is from RefSeq and is a predicted model, not a curated record. Gene Ontology annotation, molecular function: GTP binding.